GAAAAUUCUAAUUUGGCGGUAACUGUACUUUCUUUUUCCUGUGUAACCAAAUUUUUAUUUAUUUCCAAAUUUGUCUCUCCUUGGUUGAUCACCUUUCUUGGAAUAACAAUUUAACUCUCUAAUUAAUUAUGUCGGGAUCAUUUGGAUCGGUUAAAACUUACCUGGACAGUUUUGUGUGCGCUGGUAGUGAGGUUAUCUACUUGAAAUUGAUCCGAAAUGUUAAAGCCUUGGAAGAUGAUGAGGUGGAUAAAGAGUUAACCUUUCAACCUGAAUUUUGUCAUCAACUGUUUGGUCAAUCGGAGAAUAUAUUUGGCUAUAAAAAUCUAAGAAUCAAUUUAUAUUAUUCAGCCUGUAAAUUGAUAAGAUAUAUUUCAAUUGAUUAUUCUGAGAAGGUUGAUAUUGUUAAAAGUCAAGGAGUUCCUGGUGAUGAUGUUUUACAAAUUCUCUCGGAAAAAUUGGGUGGCACAUUUUUAACCAAUAUUGACCAAUUUUCGGCACAAUUAGCUAAUGAUACAGAUUUUAAACCAUUUGGUACACAAUUGGACUCAUUUAAAAUAACUAAAAAGCCAUCCAAUAGAUUCUCUUCAAGCUCGGCUUCAACAUCUUCCGUUUCCAGUUCAACCGAUUCUCCAGGAAUAGAGAGAACUUAUGAAAUCUAUCAAGCAGAUAUGGAUGUUCCCGGAUUCGAGGCUUAUCAUGAAAGUAUCCAAACCUUUCUGACUUGGUACAUUGAUGCCUCUUCUUAUAUUGAUAUUGAAGAUCGUAAAUGGGAUUACUUUGUGGUCUAUGAAAAGUGUUACAAAGACGGAAAUGAUUAUCCUGCUUAUUAUUUCAUUGGAUAUGCAACAGUUUACCGUUACUAUGCUUUCCCGGAUAAAACUCGUCCUCGAAUAUCCCAAUUCCUAAUUUUACCUCCAUUCCAACGUCGAGGAAUAGGUGAAAAGCUUUUACAAGCAAUUUACCAAACCUAUUAUGAAGAUGAUAAAAUAAUGGAUAUUACGGUUGAAGAUCAAUCGGAAGAGUUUGCCCGACUUCGUGAUUACGUUGAUAGUAAAAACUGUUCCCAAUUGAUGAGCUUCCAAUUAACAGAAUUAAUGAAAGGUUGGAAUGAAGAAAUGGUCAAAGAGGCAAAUGCAAGAUUCAAAUUGACCAAGAAACAAAUACGCCGAGUAUAUGAGAUCCUUAAAUAUAAGGCAAUCAACAAAUUUGACGAAGAACAGAUGAGAAAUUUCCGAUUAGAGGUCAAAAGUCGUCUUAAUGCUCCUUCAUUGAAAAUGAAGCGAAAUCAAUUAACCGAAGAUGAAGAAAACAGUGUUUUAGGAAACAAGGAAACUCGAUUACAAGAAUUAAAUUUACUCUAUUGCCAAUUGGAAGAUGAUUACAGACAAGUUGUCAACAAAUUAGCCACAGUCGAAUCAUAAUCACCCAGCCAAUGUAAAAAAAAAAGUUAACACCACCAAUCAACUGAUUACCCACAAAAUAUCAAUUCCUCAGUUUGUAAUAUUAUUUAAUUCAUCAUUUCCUCUUCCGUUUUUAUCAAUACUUUCCACUUGUAAAUGUUGAAACUCAUUCUUUUAACAUUCUUGUCAAUUGUCCUCAUUUUAACCCUACAUUUUAUCUCUCUCACCUUUACUCAAUUACAAUUUGCAAAUGUUUAUCCAUCUAACAAUUAACGUAAAAAUUGAUGACCAAUCAUUAAAAUUGUAAUCAAUGAAAGAAACUUGAAAGAAAACAAUUUCUUUUAUAUUA
This is a messenger RNA of Panonychus citri (citrus red mite), 1749 nucleotides long. RefSeq names its product histone acetyltransferase type B catalytic subunit-like (gene Hat1). NCBI's taxonomy places the organism in Eukaryota, Metazoa, Arthropoda, Arachnida, Trombidiformes, Tetranychidae. The transcript is spliced from 3 exons. Gene Ontology annotation, biological process: subtelomeric heterochromatin formation. Gene Ontology annotation, cellular component: nucleus. The record is from RefSeq and is a predicted model, not a curated record. Bases 129 to 1421 code for a protein of 430 amino acids. Gene Ontology annotation, molecular function: histone H4 acetyltransferase activity; histone binding.